Xyrichtys novacula (pearly razorfish) is the source of this 4225-nucleotide messenger RNA. The record is from the annotation of a GenBank genome assembly. Lineage: Eukaryota; Metazoa; Chordata; Actinopteri; Labriformes; Labridae.
AAGAUAACCCCGCCUCCUCCGGUCAUGUGACCUGUUGGAUUGUUUGGGGCCGCGCGCCUUUCUCUGUUGGCGGGUCUCCGUGGACAGUCAGUCAACAGCUGCAGGAACCAGGAGACACACUCACCUCAACCGCUCUCUGCUGAUCUUUUCACAAAAUGUCUGACUGGAAGAGAGAAAACAGACAUGAAGCCGACGACAGGGAGCAUGGAAACAGGUGAGUUUCUUCUUCAUCUGUAAGUUUCACUUUCUCUGAAAACGGACCAUUUAGGUUUCAGUGUCUUUAAACACUAACCUUCUUAUAAUCCCUCAUAUUCACAGUCCGAUUGCUGCUCUGUAAUGUUGAGAAGAAAAGGUGAAAGCCGAUAGUUUAGCUGAGAUGUUGUUUUUUGGAGGCAGUUUGGCUAUUAACGGCGCUAAAAUGAAGUAGCUGCCAACACAAUCAGCAACAAGCUAGCUCAAAUUUAAACACCACUUCGGCUUAAUAAUAGCGUCGUAUGUUCAGAUUCCUGUCUUUAAUUAACUAAAAUAAUUGAUAUAGGUUGAAAAAAGGUUUUAAUUUAAUUGGUUAUUAGCUGUACUGUAGGGUCAGAGAGAUAAUGGAUGUAACGUCUGAAUGAGCGGAAGUGUGUCAAACAUGGCGGGAGUUUACCGAGUUUAAAGAGACGGUUUCCUCUCCUUUCAGGUUUUAAAAGACUUUUAUUCAGUUAAAAACACCGGACGUCAAUAAAAACCGAAGCUUAAGCUUCACACAGUUUGUUUUCUGUUUGAGUAAUAAGAUAAGAUAUGCUUAAACGAAAUUUACUUGUUACAGCAGCUCAGAGUAAGCUAUGCACAAAAGAGAAACCCGAGCAAAGCUGUUAUGGGAUGUUUCAGUACAUGUUUACCAGCACAACUACAACUGAAUGUAAAGAAAUGAAGUAACAUAAAUGAGCCCGAAAUUGAUCAUAAACUACUUGUAUAAUCAGAGUUAUACUAAUACUACUGAUAUGCUUAAACGUUAUACACUGCGAUAAAUACAAUAUGACAUGAUUCAAACUCAUGUAAACAUGCAAAUAAUCAUGACCUGAAAAGUGUGUUAAGCCAAUGCCUCAACUAACAUCUUAAGUUUUUUGUGUUGGCAAUUAAGGGUCCAAAACAUGUAGCUACAAUGGACCAUUUGUCAUUUCAAAUUGAGAAAUAUUAGUAACUCACAUGUGUAGCUGAAUGCAACAGUAGUAAAGCUUUGUAUUUAGUGAUUUUGAAUAACUAUUGAGUUUUUUGUGUGUCUGCUCUUCAACCUAAUUUUGUACACAAUACAUGGGUAGAGCUGUAAAAAACUUCAUAUUGCUGCUUGUCUGUAAAUAUUUGACCAUGUCCUCUGUGUCUGUUCUGUAGGAGCCACAGUGCGUCUCGAUGGUCUCACUGCAGAAAGAGAGGGGUUGAUGGAAGUCUGAGGACCAAGAGGGACACAGAGAACAGCGAGAAAGGACACAAUAAUUACAAACCUGAUAACAGACACGACAGGUAAGCAUGUAAACCUGCAUUACACACCUAUCUUCAGCGACAUGAAGUGCAUACCAGAGUGUGUUCACCUGCCGUGUUUGCUCUUCAGUUUCACGACUCCAGAGGGUGCCGGCCCCGUGUCCCGCUGUGGACGGCAGACAGACUGGGGUAGUCAGGUAGAAGAGGAGGAACAGCUGAGGAAGAACGUACACAGAGACAUGCAGCGGUAACUAAACUCUUCUCCUGUCUCUCUGCUUUUAUCUCUGAUCUGUCUAAAGGCUGCUCCUUAUUCACUGAUGGUGUGUUCAGUUACAGGAGGAGGAUACUAGGAGGAGACGCCACUCAGAGGGAGAGACGGGCAUCGUCCGGCUCCUCUGAAAGGUAGGAUACGAUCUCUCACACUGUUUCUUUUAAAAAGGUGUUAUUAAAACAAAUUAAACACACUCUGAGCAAUACUUUUUCUUUGUCUGUUUUUAGCUGUGACUCCAGAGAGGGAGACAACAUUGAGACUGAUGAGGAGGUGUUGCUACGGCGACAGAAACAGAUAAACUACGGCAAGAACACGCUGGCCUACGACCGCUAUAUCAAAGAAGUUCCCAAGUAGGUCCUCCCCCACUUGCACACACUUAUGCAUGUUUGCUACAUGAAACAUUCAGUGUAUAGUAAUUUUCUCUCAGAGCAGGUUAAUAUGCUAAUGAAAUGAGUCGUAAUAAUCAGGUUUUGUUGGAUGCACAAAGAUAAAGCCCCUCUGUGUCUUUGUUUUUCUGCAGGCACAUGCGUCAGCCUGGUGUUCACCCAAAGACUCCCAACAAGUUCAGAAAGUACAGCCGGCGCUCGUGGGACCAGCAGAUCAAACUGUGGAAGGUGAAACUGCAUGCCUGGGACCCCCCUGCAGAGGAAGGGGGUCCUGAAAAAACUUUAGAGGACAGGUAAGUGGACAUGAGUCUUUAAGAGGAGGGUAAUUUCUAGAUGGUUUAAUCAGUCGUUUGUUCAACUUCAUACGCUGUUUUGUCUGUCCCUGUAGAGACGAGCUUGGUCUGGAUGAUGUCAUGGAUAUCGAGCUGGACUUCCCCUCCCUGCCAAACACUCAGAAUGUACCUGUCCUGCUCAGCACUAACAAUCCGUCACUGGAGGUCAGUUUGACUCUCACUCUGCUGAAAUUUUGAGAAACAGCUAACACAAAGUCAGAACCUGUGUAGUUCCUUUUGAAGAAACUCUGUUAAAUGUCUUCAUGUUGACUCCCAGGCUGAUGAGAUUCAUCGUGUUCAGAAUUUCAGAUCUAAUUUAUAACACAGCUGGAAACAAGGACUGGAGGGUGUAAUAGUCUCUGCUCAGUAAGAUUUCAAUAUUAAGAUUUUGUUAGUCAUAGUAGGGGGCAGAGAUGGCCCAGAGGUCUGACUUUCAUUUCUUUCUGUGGCCCCUUUCUUGCCUGUCAUUACUGCACUCUGCCCUGUUUCUCUAUUUCUUGAUAACAAGGCCAACAAAGACCGAAUGACUAGUAUCGUCAAAGACUUUACUAUGAUCUUAAAUAAAGGUUUGGAUUUUUUUCAUGAAUUGUACAAGGUCUUUUUGGCUAAUUUGCAGUUUUUUAGUCAGAUUUAAGCCUUUUCGUCUUCUAUUACCUGCUUCAUAGUCAAGCCUGGUACCAACUGCAACAAAAGCAUAUAUAGGCCUUAGAUCAGUGGUUCUCAAGUCCAGUCCUCGAGGCCCACUGUCCUGCAUGUUUUGGAUGUUUCCCUGCUCCAACACACCUGCUUCAAAUGAUCAGCUCGUUAUUAAGCCAUUAUAGAGCUUGAUAACGAGCUGAUCAUUUGAAUCAGGUGUGUUGGAGCAGGGAAACAUGCAGGACAGUGGGCCUUGAGGACUGGACUUGAGAACCACUGGCUUAGAUGAUAUGAACAGAAUAGGUGACAUGUUUCAUAGUCAGUGAUAGUUAAAGAAAUCAUCCAGUAGUAAGAGCAUCUUAGUCAAACUGAAGCUGUGAAGAAAAUAAACACGUGCUGUUUGUUUAUUCCCUGUGUUUUGACAUGAUCUCAUAAAUCUGUGCUGCUGUUACUUGAUUCAAACUUUGAUCAGUAAUUGCUGAUGAUGCUGAUGAAAUGAUGGUUUCAGUUUUCAUCAUUUGUUUGUUUUCUCCUCAUCAGGAUGACGACUGUAUGGGAACUCCAGUUAAACUCCAGAAGACAGAGACCCCAGCAGCUCCUGACAUGUCGUAGCUCUUCGUCAACAAAAUAAUACCCUGCUUCAUUUUUUAACCCCGCUCACAGCCCUCUGCUACACGUAAUGCACCUCUUCAGAGCAGUGCUGGGACCAAUUCUCAGCUGAUGGUUUUUCUCUCUUCUUUAAUUCAAGGCUUCCUAAUGCUUGGAUUUUUUUACAGAUAAAUAAUCUGCUCAGGGAGUUUUUUUCACAGUCGGGUCACUUGUUUUCUUUUAAGCACUGCAGAUGUACAGUUCGUAAUGUUUUCAUGUUUCAUCUCAAUCUCACACACAGUUCAAAUAAACUGUCAGGACUCAGAGUCCCAUCAACAGUUUGAUGGAGAUGGACAAACUGUUUUUACUUGAAAUAAUCAGACGGGAUGUGUUAUUUUUGGAUAGUGAACAUUUUAUAACCGCAGAGUGUUUUCCCUUCAGCCUUAGCUGUGGUUUGUUUCACUUUGGUUGUUUUUGACUUCAGAUGUUGCUGUUUUUUAUUGCUGUUUUCUUUAUGGUGAAGAUUUGAAAUAAAAAAAAAGAAAAUUUCA